UUCUUCUACCCAAAAUCAGACCUCAAAUUUCAAGCUCAUCAGUUCUCCAAUGGUGGUCAUCUUCUCCUCUUCCUCUUGCUUGCCCGAUCCGUCUUACUGCCUAUCAAAAUCAUUCACCUCAGCUGUAACGUACCCUGUCUCAUCUCCCCUUCUCAUUCGAACUCCCACUCUCCAAUUAUCACCCAAUCUUAUCUCCCACUCAACUCACCGCCCUCUCUGCUUCUGUUCAUCUUCGUCGCCCGGAGAAUCCAGUGAACGCCUCAAGUUCACUAAAGAUCAUUUUCAUUCAAUUCGACGGAUCGCCGCCUCUGCCGUUCUAUUCGCUGGUCUCGGACUUCAUUCACUUGCCGCCGUUGCCUCCACUCAGCGUUCGACUGUUCCAGUUGUCGGACUUUCGUCUGUGGAAGAGGAGAGAAUAGUUCAAGAUGACCGUGAAAUGAUGAAAUCGGAGGAUGUGGAUAGUUUCGAAAAUGAGGAACAAAAAGCUGCUUUUGAGAUGUGGAAAUCCAAAGUUUAUGCUUUGACAGUUCCGUUGAGGAUUGUUUCAUUACGUGAAUCGGUGCCUCCUUCUUGGAUCAAGGAUUUUGUGCAAUCUCAAGGAAAAAGACUAAAAUUCAGUUUGGAGUACCGUGGAUGCCUCCAGGACAUCUUUUCCGAAGUUUCUUCCUCUUUCGACAAAAAGGAUAUUAAACCUAAAUCUGCGGCGGCGGCUGACAUGAUUACACUUGGCGAUUCAUGGCUCGGUUAUGCUAUUAGUAGAGGUUUAGUUGAGCCUCUCCAUGGUAUAGAAGAAGAAGGAUGGUUUCGUGGUUUAAGUGAUAAAUGGAAGGUAUAUUUGUGCAGGAACAGUGAGGGCAACCUUUCUGCUGAAGGCAAAAUAUGGGCUGUGCCGUAUCGAUGGGGAAGCAUGGUAAUAAUGUACAAGAAAAACAAGUUCCAAGAAUAUAAUUUGGCACCCAUAGAGGAUUGGGAAGAUUUAUGGCGGCCUGAACUUGCUGGAAAGAUUUCUAUGGUGAAUUGUCCCAGAGAAGUAAUUGGUGCUGUCUUGAAGUCUAUAGAUGCAUCGUACAACACAAACAACAUCGAUUCCCAUGUACCUGGAGGGAUUAAUGCUGUGCAGGACAAGCUUGCUUUGCUUGCUAAGCAGGUUCGAUUGUUCGACAGUGCUGACUACCUAAAGGCAUUCACAGUGGGAGAUGUAUGGGUGGCAGUGGGGUGGAGUAGUGAUGUUAUUGCAGCUGCCAACCGACUCAAAAAUGUUUCGGUUAUUGUUCCAAAGUCUGGUGCUAGCCUGUGGGCUGAUCUAUGGGCAAUUCCGGCAGCCUCAAAAGUAGCAGCAGAAACAGAGAGCUUAGGUGGGCGAGUUCGUGGGGCAUCACCUCUAAUCUAUCAAUGGAUGGAGUUCUGUUUGCAGCCAGCUAGACGGUUACCAUUCGAGCGACAAGUAAUUCCAGGCGGGUCUCCCUCUUCCAUAGAAAACUCUUCACUUCAACUAAAAGAAGAAGAAGAAGCCGGAAAACUGAGGCUAGACACGAAUCUCAUUGCUGGUGUGCCUCCGCCUCACAUUUUGGCUCGGUGUGAAUUCCUGGAACCUCUUUCCGAUUCCACAAUGUCCGAUUAUCAGACUUUGUUAGCCAGAAUGCACCAACAACCAUGUCAAAGUGGAUUAGGGUUCCAACAAAUUGUUCAGAACAUGUUCCCCAAAAUAGGGAUCUUUAAGGCAAAAUGAACCAUUUUCAUCUUUUUAUUUUUUUAAAAAUUCAUAUGUUGUCAAACCUUAAUAUGCA
This is a messenger RNA of Impatiens glandulifera, 1787 nucleotides long. Its product is annotated as spermidine-binding periplasmic protein SpuE-like. Gene Ontology annotation, cellular component: periplasmic space. The transcript has 7 exons. Gene Ontology annotation, molecular function: polyamine binding. Gene Ontology annotation, biological process: polyamine transport. The record is from RefSeq and is a predicted model, not a curated record. Bases 50 to 1729 code for a protein of 559 amino acids. NCBI's taxonomy places the organism in Eukaryota, Viridiplantae, Streptophyta, Magnoliopsida, Ericales, Balsaminaceae.